This is a messenger RNA of Aspergillus candidus, 2755 nucleotides long. RefSeq names its product glutamine--fructose-6-phosphate transaminase (isomerizing) GFA1 (gene gfa1). The transcript is spliced from 6 exons. The coding region runs from base 308 to 2392 and encodes 694 amino acids. Gene Ontology annotation, molecular function: L-glutamine:D-fructose-6-phosphate transaminase (isomerizing) activity; carbohydrate derivative binding. The record is from RefSeq and is a predicted model, not a curated record. NCBI's taxonomy places the organism in Eukaryota, Fungi, Ascomycota, Eurotiomycetes, Eurotiales, Aspergillaceae. Gene Ontology annotation, biological process: protein N-linked glycosylation; fructose 6-phosphate metabolic process; UDP-N-acetylglucosamine metabolic process.
GGCCGAUCACAAACAUAAAACAACAACAGCUCCCCUCCUUUCCCACUUUGCUGAUUGUCGAUCUUCACACACCUUCUUGUCUCUUGACCUCUUGCUUCCUACAACAUCAUCUCUCAUCUACCCGCAAUACAUCCCUAUCAUCACACCUACCGGUUUAUCUUGUGUUCCUCUCUCCCAGUGUCGGCUUUCAAGGUGAUAGGUUCAAAGAUCCUGUACCUGUCCCCUGAGGUCCCUCAUACUUGUAGUUCGAGUCCCUUCACCUUUCGAAACCAACGAUAAUCUGUUUUGGCUGCCCCCUUGCAUAACAAUGUGUGGUAUCUUCGGCUACAUCAACUACCUUGUGGAAAGAGACCGCAAGUUUGUCCUUGACACUCUGCUCAAUGGCCUCUCGAGACUUGAAUACCGAGGCUAUGACUCGGCAGGCCUUGCCGUUGACGGCAACAAGAAGAAUGAAGUCUGUGCAUUCAAAGAAGUUGGGAAGGUUGCCAAAUUGAAGGAGCUCAUCGAGGAGUGCAAACCGGAUUUGACAAAGACCUUUGAGUCUCACGCUGGCAUUGCUCAUACGCGCUGGGCGACUCACGGCACACCUUCACGUCAAAAUUGCCAUCCUCAUAGGUCUGAUCCUAAUUGGGAGUUCUCUGUUGUCCAUAAUGGGAUCAUUACCAACUACAAGGAACUGAAGGCUUUGCUGGAAAGCAAAGGCUUUCGUUUCGAAACCGAAACCGACACAGAAUGUAUUGCCAAAUUGACAAAGUACUUGUAUGAUCAGCAGCCCGACAUCGACUUCACGGUAUUGGCAAAGGCGGUCGUGAAGGAGCUGGAAGGAGCCUUUGGUCUCCUCAUCAAGUCUGUACACUACCCCCAUGAGGUCAUUGCUGCCCGGAAGGGUUCACCACUCGUCGUCGGCGUGAAGACCUCGAAGAAGAUGAAGGUCGACUUCGUCGAUGUUGAAUUCUCAGAAGAGGGCGCUCUUCCUGCUGAGCAAGCCUCUCAACAUGUUGCCAUGAAGAAGUCCGCCACUGGGCUGCUUGCUCCUCCCGACAAGUCUCUUCUUCAUCGAUCGCAGUCCCGUGCUUUCCUCUCCGAUGAUGGAGUUCCCCAGCCCGUGGAGUUCUUCUUGUCCUCCGAUCCAUCUGCAAUCGUCGAGCACACAAAGAAGGUUCUGUACCUCGAGGAUGAUGACAUUGCUCAUAUCCAUGAAGGACAGCUCAAUAUCCAUCGACUUACAAAGGAUGACGGUACCUCCAAUGUUCGCGCCAUCCAGACAAUUGAACUUGAACUCCAGGAGAUUAUGAAGGGUAAAUUCGACCAUUUCAUGCAAAAGGAGAUUUUUGAACAACCAGAGUCCGUGGUGAACACCAUGAGGGGUCGACUGGAUGUUGCGAAUAAACAAGUCACCCUUGGCGGUCUUCGACAGUACAUUUCCACUAUUCGUCGCUGCAGGAGAAUCAUCUUUGUUGCAUGCGGAACCAGCUACCACUCGUGUAUGGCCGUGCGUGGCGUGUUUGAGGAGCUUACUGAGAUCCCCAUUUCCGUGGAGCUCGCAUCCGAUUUCUUGGACAGACAGGCACCGGUUUUCCGGGAUGACACAUGCGUGUUUGUUUCUCAAUCUGGAGAGACUGCCGACUCGCUCAUGGCUCUUCGCUACUGCCUUGAACGGGGUGCCUUGACUGUUGGUGUUGUGAAUGUUGUGGGAUCGUCUAUUUCUCUCUUGACCCAUUGUGGUGUGCACAUUAAUGCUGGUCCCGAGAUUGGUGUCGCUUCGACUAAGGCAUACACCUCCCAAUUCGUUGCCAUGGUUAUGUUUGCACUUUCCCUUAGUGAGGAUAGGGCCUCGAAACAGAAGAGACGGGAGGAAAUCAUGGAAGGCCUCUCGAAGGUUUCUGAACAGUUUAAGGAGAUCCUGAAGCUUAACGACCCUAUAAAACAGAUGUGCGCAAACUUUUUCAAAAAUCAGAAAAGCUUGCUUCUUUUGGGACGAGGGAGUCAAUUCCCAACCGCACUGGAAGGUGCUCUCAAGAUCAAGGAAAUUUCUUAUCUCCACUGCGAGGCCGUGAUGUCUGGUGAACUGAAACAUGGCGUUCUUGCUCUGGUCGAUGAGAAUUUGCCUAUAAUCAUGAUUCUCACUCGAGAUAAUAUUUUCAUCAAAUCAGUUAAUGCCUACCAGCAAGUCAUUGCCCGAGGUGGUCGCCCUAUCGUGAUCUGCAAUCACGAUGACCCCGAGUUUUCCACUGCGCAGACCGAAAAGAUUGAGGUUCCGAAGACUGUUGAUUGUCUUCAAGGACUUCUGAAUGUGAUCCCCCUGCAGUUGAUUGCAUACUGGCUCGCCGUGCUCGAGGGCCUCAAUGUUGACUUUCCUCGCAAUCUGGCCAAGUCGGUUACUGUUGAAUAGGCUCGGUUCGCUGCCCAGGCCUAAUCAUAGGUGUAUUUGCAUCUACUGCAGUAUCCAUGCAAACUCGUGGUAGUAUUUUUCUGUCAUCCUUAGCAUUUCCCCUGUAAUGACAUUGGGACUAUAACGUUUGAAGUUCCCGAUUCAAGACUGCUUUUGUAUUGCUCCUUCGAGCCGCUGCGCGCAUAUGUUGUGAUUCUUUUUUUGUUUCUUCUUACUUUUAUUUUUUUAUGUCCACCCUGCUUGCUUUCAAACGAGGCCGGGCAGUCUAGCCACCAACUGAAACAAUGAGUAUCCGGGAUUACUCACCGUACAUAGAAUUUUUGAUUGGUGCCUUUAUUCAUGGACGUUCCUGAUCUUUUCGAA